AUGUACUUAUCCUUUUUAGUAGAUAAAACUUUAAUUUUACAAUGUCUCAGCAUUCAGAAAAAGAGUGUAUUGACGCAAGCACAACAAAUAUUGGUCUUUGCACAUCUCCUUUAAAUAAAUUUGUAUGGAAUAUGGCUAACACAAGAGUAUUAUUAGAUUUAUGGAAAGAUAAGCAUGUAAUGUAAGCAUAAACAUCUGCAAGAAGAAACACAAAUAUUUACAAACAAAUGGCAGCUGAAUUUUCAAACACAUUUAAUAUCAUACCUCCGUUAACUGGAUAUCAAAUUCAAUCUAAAAUUAGUAAUUUGAGGAAGCAAUUUAGACGAGAAAAACUUAAGGUUGGUUCAUCGAGAGGAGCUUUUAGUAAAUGGUGGCCUUACGAUAUUGUUGCCAAAAUAAUAGGUGGUGAAGCUUCCCUUGAUAAUGACCUUUUAUCUCAAAAUCAAAACUUUUCUACUCAAGAUUUUCAAGAUAGUCAGAUUGCCAGAAUGGAAGAUAGCAAGGGGACUGUCAGUAUUUUAAAUAUUGAAGCUUUGGAUGAUACAAGUGAUGUGCAAUCAAUUUUCACAAUUAUUGAUGAGGAACUAACUCAACCUACAUCUGGCUGCAAUAAACGAAGGAACUCUGAUGAAAAAAUUUUGAAUAAAAUAGCAAAAACUGAACCGGUGAGAAAAAAUAAAAAAACAAAUUUUUCAUCUGAAUAUUUAAAAAUAGCAAAUAGAAAUCUAGAUGUUCAAAUCCGUUCACAAGAGCUACGAAUCAGAGAGGUUGUUGCUUUAGAGCGUAUUUGCGAUGCAAUUGAAAAUGCAUCUAAAGCCCAAGUAGAUGUGUCUAAAGCCCAAGUAGAAUAUUAUAAAUUUUUAAUAAAAAAAUAAGGUGUUCUAUUAGUCAAGAUAUCUUUUUAGUAAUUAUGUUAAAGUUGAAAGGUCAGUAUUUUUUUAACAGUAUACCUUGUUUACAAUUCUAUGCAAUAUAUAUUUCAUAAGGUUUUUCAAUGUUUUAACUAAAGAGAUGGUUAGUGAAAUAUUGUACAAGCUUGUAGAUGAAGCUCUAGUUAUAUAUAUUUUUUCAUGUUACCAUAUUACUAUUAUCAAAGGAAUUUUUACUUU
This is a messenger RNA of Hydra vulgaris (swiftwater hydra), 1109 nucleotides long. RefSeq lists its product as uncharacterized. NCBI's taxonomy places the organism in Eukaryota, Metazoa, Cnidaria, Hydrozoa, Anthoathecata, Hydridae. The record is from RefSeq and is a predicted model, not a curated record.